Manacus vitellinus (golden-collared manakin) is the source of this 8109-nucleotide messenger RNA. Its product is annotated as chondroitin sulfate proteoglycan 4-like. Lineage: Eukaryota; Metazoa; Chordata; Aves; Passeriformes; Pipridae. The record is from RefSeq and is a predicted model, not a curated record.
AUGAACGUGAAUGAACUAUCAUUUUAUGGUGAUAGCUUUGUAGAGCUGAUCAUGGCAGAGGUAUCCUCUCAGACAUCUUUACAGUUGCAGUUUCAAACAAGCAAGGCACAGGGACUGCUUUUUCUUGCAGCUGGGAAGACAGAUUAUUGUUUAAUGGAGGUACACUCAGGAUAUGUACAGUUGAGAAUUAACUUUGGUGUGGGGGAACGAGUUCUGCAUUCUCAGCAAAGAUCUCAGCUGAAUGAUUUAGCCUUUGAACUACAUCAUGAACAUGAUAAUGUCACAUUGGUAAUUGAUAAACAUGAUAGAACUAGUGCAAAAAUGCCUGGAAUUCUCUAUGAAUUAAACAUCAAUUAUGGAUUCUACAUAGGUAGUACUAGUAAACUUGAUGUUCCCUACCUUGUUGGAGCACUACCCAGUUUCCGAGGAUGUAUUGAUGAUGUGUUGUUCAACCACAGAGACAUUUUGAUGCCUCUGAGACCUUCUCCUGGUUUCAAAAUCAUCCAUGAAGUUUCGGUGGGAUGUAGUGAUGAAUUCUUUGUGGGUGAAGAAGAACCCAUUAGUUUCUUCAGUUCCAGGUCCUAUGUUUCUUUCCCAUCAUGGAAUGUGGACGAUGAGGGAAGUUUCGAGUGUACAUUGCAAACCUCAGCUGCACGUGGCUUGCUGCUUUACCACCCUGGGCAAUUGGGAGAUUUCAUUGCAAUGGAAAUGGAAGAUGGUUUAAUUAAAGCUUAUGUUGGAAAACAUAGACAUAGAACCCCUUCUCGUAGAUCGGUCAAUGAUAGUCAUUGGCACUACAUCAAGCUGAAAUUUACUGCAGAAUAUUUGCAGCUGACAUUGGAUGAAGAAACUGUGAAAAAAUCAUUGCCUCCCCAUAGUAAGCUGCCAAUUCUGAAGGGAUCCCUCUUUGUAGGUGGUGUAGAAGACAGCAUACGAUCAGAAGUGGUUAAAUUAGAGCUAAUCUCAGUAUCUGGGAAGUAUGCCAGAGGAGGAUCCUUCAAAGGUUGCUUAAGAAACCUGAAAACCAACUCAGAAAAGAAAUCGCUGAAGAAUGUUCUGGUAACUAAGGACAUUUCAGCUGAAUGUGAAAUGCAGAGUGCUUUUAAUAUGAAUCUUUCUUUAGAGAUGGCUGUAAAGAACCCUCCUGUGAAAACAGCCCCAGUAUUUGCCAUUUCUCAUGAAAGCUCUGUCUCUCUGGGCAAGGAAGAUAAGAGCCACCUUUUAGUUCUAAGUAACUUGAUUGUGCCAGAGGGUGGACAAGCUUCACUCGAAUCUAAGCAUAUUAAGGUCAGCUUAGACUUUGAGAAAUUAGGAAUUCAUCAGUUACAAAUUCUUUUUGAAAUAAAGGAACCACCUUCUCAGGGAGACUUGAAACUAAAUAUUGGACCAGUACGGGAGGUAAAUACAUUUACUAUGCAAGAUGUGUGGCAAGGGAAGAUUCUUUAUGUCCAUGAUGGCUCUGAGGACACUUCUGAUUAUUUUAAUUUCUCCAUUUCUACCAGCAGUGAGAAGAUCAUGCCUCCAUAUUUUCAAGAAAAUGAGCAACAUGUGUUUAACGUUACUAUCAUUCCAGUAAGUGAUGCACCUGAGAUCGCACUUCCUGAGGAAAACUUGCUGCUUCUCUUAGAGAACUCAAAGAAACGUUUGACUAGAGACCUGAUAAAAGUUCUAGAUAAGGAUACAGAUUCUCAGGGUCUCGGUCUUUCAGUCCUUGGAAAUCUGAAUGCAGAUGCAGGAUUUUUAGAAAACUCAAAGCAUCCUGGAAAAGCCAUUACUAGUUUUUCUAAUGAGGACUUAGGUACUGUUUUCUUUGUCCACACAGGUGUCAAGAACUCAAGGCUUGUUCUCAGGGCAAGUGACGGUGAGAAGGUGAGCAACACUGUUGUGUUACGUGUCAUGGCAGUUCCUUUGGAUUACAGAGUUGUCAACAACCCAGGAAUAAAUCUACUCCAAGGUAUUACACCUAGGCAUCUGGCAGUUGAAACAAAUGCUGUCCGCCAGGAACUGGAAAUACAGUACGAAAUCACAGAGCCACCUCAGUUUGGUCAAGUCCAAAGGCAGCAUUCAAGGGGGGACUGGAAGCAAGUCAAUUGUUUUUAUCAACGCUCUCUUCAGCGCAGCCGUGUGAGAUACUGUAGCACUUCUAAAGAAAUUCAGCUGGAAAAUGUUACCGACCAAUUUAAAUUCAAAGUUAGUGUAGGAAACAGAAUCAGUGAAGAGCAUACAUUUCAAGUGAAAUGGUUAAGGUUCACUUUAUUGAAACACAGUCCUCUAGAAAUUGAAAAGUCAAAAAAGAAGUACUUGAAUUCUGAUAAUCUUUUUGCUGUUAUUGCAGAUCUAGAAAUACCUGAAGAUGAGCUUCAUUUUAAAUUGCUGUCUCUACCAAGAAAUGGACAGAUACUGCUUAAUGACCAGCCUUUGAAAAAAGAUUCAGUCUUUAGCCAAAAAGAUAUUACUGAUCAAAAAGUGGCAUAUGAAUUAAUCAGCAGAUACCAUGAAGACAACUAUGAUUCAUUUAGAUUCCUAAUUUCUACAAAGUAUCUGGAAUAAAAUUUGUAUGACUUUGAAGUCUACAUCAAAUCAGAUUUUGGAAACAUUAUUUUGACUAACAAUGGCCUUAAUGUUACUGAAGGUGAAGGAGAGUUAAUAACGAGCACGAAAUUGUUUGUGCAAACAGUAAAUAAUAAAACUUUCCAAUAAGUUAUACAGUUUCCUAAGCAUGGGAAAUUAAAACUUAUUGAUUUUUCAGGCCCUUCUGAGAAUAAUGACAAUCUCACAACUUUCACUAAUAAAGAUAUAACCAAUAACCGCCUUAUGUAUGUGCAUGACGAUUCUGAGACAGUGUUUGAUGAAUUUCUUGUCAGAGCUUCCAGCAGAGAGUCAGGAAAGUGGGCAAACUUUAAUCCAGAAGUAGAACCUUUGUCAGUAGAAAUUAGAUUCAACAUUUCUGUCCAGCUGAAGAAUGAUGAGAAACCAAUACGUGUGAUUGAUACGAUAUUUAACAUAGUGAGAAAUGGGCAGUGAUUAUUGACUUUGGCAGAUCUUUGCUAUCAUGAUCCUGAUUCUGAUUUUGAUGAUGGACAGUUGCUAUAUAUUAGACGUGGUAUUUCCAAUGGGGACUUGGUGCUAACAAAUGAUACUUUGCAUAGACUCUACCAAUUCAAACAAGCGGACCUGGAGCAAAAGCAAGUCCUGUUUCUACACCGUGGUGCAGAUUUUGGGUGUUUUGUUCUUUUUGUGACAGAUGGCAAGCACUAUACUUCUUUGCUUCUGGAAGUUAAUGCCACUGAUCCUUAUGUUAGGCUGGCAAAUAAUACAGGACUGUUGGUUCAAAAUGGGAAAGAGGAAACUGUUUCAACAGCUAACCUGAGUGCUACUACAAACCAAGACAUAAGAAAUGAUCAUGAGCUUACAUAUGAGAUACUCUCUUUCCCAAAAUAUGGAAGAAUAUAUGUAAAUAAUCUGUUGAUGGAUUCCUUUACUCAGCGUGAUCUGAUAAAGGGGCAUGUAACCUACAGGCAUGAUGACAGCAACAACCUUAUUGACAAAUUCAACUUUACAGUCUGUGCUAGAGAUGUCCAUCUAAAUGCUGAAGUGCAGGUUUGCAUAUAUUUGGAAAGUCAGCAGCAGCUACCAAGGGUUGCAAACAAAAACAAUCUCUUGGUUGAAGAAGGAAAACUAGUUGAAAUCAGUAAAGGCAAACUGCAAGUUGUUCAUGAAAACAGUUCUCCAUCUGAGAUUGUGUUCACAGUAAGAAAGCUUCCAGUACAUGGAUACAUUCAGAAGUUUUCCUUGGAAGAAAGUUAUCUCAGUUUUGACCAAAGGCCAGUUUUGAGCUUCACACAGCAAGAUGUCGACGAGGGCAAAGUCCAGUAUGUGCAGACAGUUUCUAACCAACUAGAGGACCGUUUUUUUCUGGAUGUGACCAACGGUGUCCAAACAGUGAGUGGAAUAGAGAUCUCUGUAGACAUCAUCCCCAGAAUCAUUCCACUGGAAGUUCAGAACUUCACAGUAAUUGAAGGGGGCUCGAAAGCCCUGGUGGAAGACUAUCUAAAAAUUUCUAGUAGACAUUUUGUAGGACUCAGCUGUGAAUUCAUUUUAACUGAGCAACCAAAACAUGGGUAUGUUGAAAACUCUCAUGUUCCUGGAAUAAAGUUAACCACAUUUACCAGAAAACAGGUGGAACAAGAAUUAAUCUACUAUGUUCAUGAUGACAGUGAAGAACUGAUGGACAGUUUUACUGUGAUAGUAAAUAACAUGGAGUUGUGGAAACAAAGUUUGCCCCAAACUGUAUUUGUAACUACUGCAGUAAAUGAUGAAGCUCCUGUUAUAAAAGUUAACAAAAUUCUUCAGGUCUGGGUGGGUUCCAUCAUAGAAAUAACUAUUGAUGAUCUCUGUGCAGAAGACAAGGAUUCCUCACCAUCAGAAUUGGUGUAUUCCAUUACUCCACCUAGCAAUGGGCACUUGGCUCUGAAGUCUUCUCCAAACAAGAGCAUCCUUAGUUUUACCCAGGCUCAUAUAACUGAAGGGCAUCUGGUAUUUGUACACAAUGGAGCAAUGUCUGGAGGUUUCAACUUUCGGGUGACAGAUGGUUUGAACUUUGCACCUCAACAGAUUUUUAGCAUCACAGCACAUACACUGGUCAUUAGCCUUGAAGAGAACAAAGGACUCGGAGUCUUUCCAGGUUCCAGGAAACCUAUUUCACAACAUGAUCUUAAAGCUGUAACCAAUGAUGUGAUCAGUGCAGGAAACAGAAGUAUAACUUUUAUGAUUGUAACUUUCCCAAAGCUUGGAAGGCUGAUCAGAGUAAAUUCUGAUGAUACCACUCAGGAAAUUCUCAGUUUUACGCAGUCUAUGGUUGAUGAAGGUGUGAUCAUGUACGAACACUUACAUGCUGAGUUAGCUGGCUGGAGUGCAGAAGAUUUCUUUACAUUUACUGUCUCCUCUCCACCAUCAGCUCUGGACCUCCAGGUGUUCCAUAUUGUCAUUUCAUAUGAAAUUACCAGAGAUGAUCGGAAUAGUCGUCUUCUAGCAAAUACAGGUGCCACAGUCCAGGAAGGAGGCAGAGUAUUGAUCAAUAAAACAAAUUUAGAUGCUUCAAAUCUGUUGAUUAAACUACCUGACAUACAGCGCUCCAUGUAUGAAGUCUGGUAUCAGGUUGUUUCUUUCCCCCAACAUGGCAUGAUUGUUGUUGGAGAAAGAAACGUUACCAAAGUAAAACCUAAUUUCUCCCAAUACGUACUGAACAAAUUUGGAAUUGUGUAUGUACAUGAUAAUUCUGAAUGGCUUAAUGACAGUUUUGCUUUUGCUGUUUGGUUAAACCUAAAGAGCGAGUCUGCAACAAAGCCCCUUAGUGAAGUUUUAGAGGAGAUGUUUAAUAUCACUGUUUUUCCAGUGAAUGACCGGUCUCCAGAACUCAAGACUACAAGGCUGCACUUGAAAGUCCUGCAAGGAGAUACGUUAGUGCUGGGGUCAGAGAACCUGAAAGUUGAAGACUUAGAUAAUGCCCCAGCUGAGCUCAAAUAUACCAUUGUUAGCAACCACAAUAAUGGUUAUUUAGUAAUGAAAAGCAAUCUCAGUAUCUCUAUAAAAGAUUUCACACAAGCUGAUGUUGACAGUGGUAACAUUUGGUAUGUACAGGAUGGAAGUUCGUCUUCUGGGGUGUUUUGUUUCAGUGUGACUGACGGUAAACAUCGCCCUUUAUACAAACUGUUCAGUCUUGAAGUCAUACCAAUUGUUCUUGUCCUAGUCAGACUUACCAAUGUUGUACUUCCACAGGGCCAGACAUCUGUCACUAUUACUAAUGUUCAGCUUUCAGCUGUCACAAAUAGAAAAAGCACUAACAUUAUGUAUGAAAUAACUCAGCCACUCAAAUACAGGCACCUGAUGAUUGGAAAUAAGCAGGUUACUAAAUUUGAGCAGGCAGAUCUGUACUCGGGAAGGCUCUCCUACCACCUGUCAAAUCUCACUGCAUCCGAAGAAGUACUGAAGUUCAUGCUUUUCACUGCAGAAGGCAAUCUAACAGGACAAGUGCUGAACAUCACAGUGAAGCCUUUAGUACAAGUAGUACCUGAUCUGCAGAUUUCAAAUGGAGUGGCUUAUAAAUUUGGAAGCAGUGACCUGGAUGCAUCUGAGCUAGCUAAUUUGACAAAUAGUAAUCCUAGAUUUGAAGUGAUAGUGCCCCCCUCACAUGGAAAGAUUGUAAAGAAAAAGUUUGUGAGCGAUGCAGUGUUUGAAGACAUUCAGACAUUCACCCAGGCUGACAUCGACGGUGGUGUUCUGCUUCUAGACAUAGAUACAAAUAUGACGGGCAUUGAUCUGCUAAAUGACUCAUUUACAUUUAUACUCAGGGCAGAUGCUGUGCAACCUGCUGUUGGCUGUUUUCAGUAUUCCAUUGUGCCACACAAUCCUCCACUUGUGCAGGGUUUUACGAGAGAAGUGCCUUUUGUAACCAGCAUGACUACUUUAAAGGUUCAUACUACCUCAAAGUAUGAGGCACCAGCUUCCUCACAGGAGGAAGAGCCUGCAGUAGCACCACGGAAGCCUGAAUCAACUAAGUGGCCAGGGCAGAAUCACUGGGAAUAUAUCUACGAGAAAGGCCCAUUGCUAAAUCUGGCAAUGAGAACAAGUGUAUCUGAGGAGAUAAAGACUACAAGCCAGGUUAAUGCCAAGAGUCCCAGAGAACAAGGGGGUGAAAGCAGCAAUGCUUGGUACAUCAUUAUCCCUCUGGUCCUGGUGUCUGUGCUACUCAUUGUUGCUGUUACUUUUGUGUGCAUUUUGUUAAUGUGCCAGAAGAAAGAGAAGACGAAAUCACUUGUCAAAAGUCAAGCAGAUGCAAUCCUCAGUAGUCCAGGUCGGUGUCUGGAAUGGAGCUUGACUGUACCUACUGUUACAGUGACUCCUCUUCUGAAGGGUGCUGAGAGAAGUACAGCAUCAACAUUCAUGGCAGUAAGACAUGAGCAGCUGCUUCCUGCAGUGGUUUCUCCAACUAUAGAAAGGCCUCUGCAAAACAGCAUUUUAAAUCUUGAUCCUGAAGUCAUCCAAUAUUGUCGGGAAACAAACCCAACUUUGAAGCGCAAUCAGUACCAGGUGUAGUUACUCCAGUUUUGGUCAUGCUAAUUGAUGUAGUAUGGAACAGAGAAUAUACGUUGUUGACAUAUAAUUUGUUCUUUAUACACUCAUUUAUUAUACGUCAAAUGAUGCACUAGAUGAAAUCUAAAUACCUGUGAAAUAAUAAUAAUAAAAAAAAUCUUAGUGAUUACAGUGGCCAUAAAAGAAGAUUUCCAGCUAGUACAUCAGCAAAGUUCUCACUUAAUUCAGUGCAGAAUUUGGCCUCAUGUAUUUUGAGUGCAUUCUAUGUAUGCACUAUUUUUUAUUUUCCAUGACAGGUAAAAUGGAAUGUUCUAUCAUGGAUUAUAUAUUUUUAAUAGAAUUACUUUUUUCCGAAGAAGUAAUUUUUUAUAAACGUCUUGUAUUCCUUCCUGAACCAUAACUUGUAUUCGAAGAACUUUAAACUGUUCCAAUAGGUAAUUGCUAUGGUGCUAAUCUCAAUAAUAUAAUUUUGACCUGAAGGCUGUUCAGAGGCCAGUACUGAAGAAACAAAGCUGUGAUUAUUUUGACGGGUGUUCAUCCAGGUCACUGAACUGGAAAUCUGGAAUUCAACUCAGCAACAAUAGUACAGUACUGAAUAAGGAUUCUGGUAAAACGCUGUGAGAUGUUGUUCGUUCUUUUGAUUUCUUUUUCCUUAUUUGAUACUGAACUCUAGCCUUUAGUGUCUGCAGGCUGGCAAAAUACAUCUGUGACCCGUAAUCCACAUGCCAAAAACUGUGUAUCUGCCAGCCAGCCUGUCUGCUGAAUUAUCUUCAGGCUUAGGUUAUGUCUGGAUGUGCAUAUCAAAAUUUCCUACUCCUGACAAAGGGGUUAAUUCUGCUUUCAGUGAAGCAAACGUAACUUUCUCUGGAGUUUGUGUAUUCAAGCAGAUGACAGUAGAAUUAAGUCCUGUGCUGCAUAUUGUCAUGUGUCAUGGAGCUACUGAUAGAAACAAUCCUGUGAGGUAGUAUGUGUCCUAUUUUGAAGUUUCACAAUUUACCCUUCAUCUCCCAGAACACU